This is a messenger RNA of Brenthis ino (lesser marbled fritillary), 2691 nucleotides long. The record is from the annotation of a GenBank genome assembly. Lineage: Eukaryota; Metazoa; Arthropoda; Insecta; Lepidoptera; Nymphalidae.
AUGGCGAUGGUUAUAUCUCAAGCGACUAAAGCUGCAAUUGGGGGUUUCCUGGCGUUGAUGAUACUUGGGGCUGUUCUGGUAGUGGGUGCAGCGUUUGGCUGGUUCGACCCUAAAAGGGAAGAUGAAGAUACCCCUGCUAAGAUCAGUGCAAGACUCCAAGGACGCACAUCAUUUGUCACUCAUCGAGCUGUAAAUCCAGAUGAGAACAGACUACCAAUUGUAUCACAUUCAUCUCCAUAUGUCCACCAAGGAGGAAAAGAAGAUAGUGUAGCAUUGUCUUCUCAAUGCCAAUGUAGUGCAGGUGACAUUUCCCGAAUGCUGGAAGCAAUACCGGAAUUAACAGGACCUCCAGGACCUCAAGGACCUACUGGUGCAGAUGGGACUACCGGAGCUCCUGGAAAAACGGGACAAAUGGGGGAGCCUGGUCCACCAGGUCCGGCAGGCUCAAAAGGAGAUAGAGGAGAAAGGGGUGAAACUGGUGCACCAGGUUUGGAAGGUCAGCCUGGUCCUAAGGGUGAACCUGGGGCAGAUGGCACUCCUGGUCUGCAAGGACCGCCGGGGCCAAUAGGCCCACCAGGACCCGUUGCAUCAGCACUAAUGGAAUCUACUGGAUUAUACGGGAGUGAUCGCGGGAUUCCCGGUCCUCAGGGCGACAGGGGCCCGAUGGGUCUCCCGGGGCCACAAGGUGAAAGGGGCUAUAUGGGGAAUAAAGGGGAAAAAGGAUUACAUGGGGCUAAAGGCGAUAAAGGUGAACGGGGAUACUUGGGUAUGCGUGGACCACAUGGCGCGAAAGGGGAACGGGGGCAACCCGGGAAAGAUGGCACACCUGGCCUACCUGGGGCGCACGGCCGUCCCGCUGAAAAGGGUGAAAAAGGUUCCCGAGGACUUCCGGGUCCACCGGGUCCACCGACGACAGCAAUUUCUGAGAUUUCAGUGCUAAAUGAUAUUUCAAGACCAGGGCCGCGGGAUGUUGCCAAGGUGAAGGGGGACAGGGGGGAGAAAGGGGACAAGGGUGAAAAAGGUAUCCGGGGCAUGGAAGGGCCCCAAGGAUUUCCUGGUAAUGAUGGCAAGCCUGGUGAAAGAGGAGACAUCGGUCCAUCUGGUCUGCCCGGUACUCAGGGACCACCUGGUCUGAUUGGACCAAAAGGUGAUAAAGGAGAGGCUGGACCACCGGGGCCUAUAGCGAUAUCUAGGGAAGAAGCAGCAAUUAUGACUAAGGGUGAUAAAGGAGAGACAGGCCCAAGAGGCAAGCGUGGACACCCUGGAGCACCAGGUCCUAGAGGACCCCCGGGAUUGCCAGGACCUCCAGGCUUACCAGGCAUGAAUGGACAUUCUGGAGAUAUUGGACUUCCAGGGGGUGCUGGUCCGCCGGGCGCGUCGGGUCAGCCGGGCCCUCCGGGGCCGAAAGGUGAAAAGGGAGAUUCUGGCAUCACGCCAGCGACCCUUGAAAAGGUAAAAGGCGAAAAAGGCGAUAGAGGGAAUGAUGGUUCCCCAGGUUCCCCAGGGAAAGAUGGGCCGAGAGGUCCUCCAGGUCCACCUGGACUGACACCAAGUAGUAUGCAAUACUUGCCUGUCCCUGGUCCACCUGGUCCCCCGGGGCCUCCUGGACCACCUGGCUAUACUAACGAAGUUCCUAUUGAUACACUGACUGAUAGUCCAGGGAUUAGACGGGAGCCCGGUACAGGGAAGCCACGAGACUCGUUGCAGAUUCUCAGAAACUUGAAUAAUUUGAUGCAGUACAGACAAGAACAAUUUGGUUUCCGGGAUCCACUCGAUCCACUAAUGGAGAAUGUAGACUUUGACGAAGAAGAAGAUGGAAGAGCUCUGGUUGGAACAAUAUUGUUUAAAUCAACGGAAUCUCUAAUGCGGUUGGGAGCGAAUAGUCCGCGAGGAACUCUGGCAUAUGUAUUGAGGGAGCAGGCCCUCCUUCUACGAGUGAACAAAGGAUGGCAAUAUGUAGCUAUGGGAUCGCUCUUGGAAAUACAAAGCCCGCUAGGAAAAGGACCGACUCUGACGCCUUUGCAGAGUAUUCUAGAAACUUCAAGUCUAGUACACAACAAGAACUCAGGCAACGGAGGUCCCAUGUUUCGACUUGUGGCGUUAAACGAGCCUCACACUGGGGACUUACACGGUGUGAGCAGUACUAACUACGAAUGCGGUAGACAAGCGGAGAGAGCCGGGUUUGGUGGACAGUUUCGUGCAUUCAUAUCUUCGAGGGUACAAAAUAUAGCGUCAAUAGUUAGAUGGGUGGAUCCAAGGAUGCCAGUCGUUAAUAUUAGAGGAGACAUUCUCUUUAACUCCUGGAGUGAAAUGUUUGAUGGUUCUGGAGCUUUGUUUACACAUGCACCGAAAAUAUACAGCUUCAAUGGCAAGAAUGUUCUAACUGAUCCAGAUUGGCCAACAAAAGCAGUGUGGCAUGGUGCAAGUUCAACUGGUGAACCAGCAAUGGACGCAUUCUGUGAUGCGUGGCAUAGUAGCAAUCCUGGCAAAUUUGGACUAGCGUCAUCACUACGCUCUAAUAAACUACUUGAUCAGGAGACAUACCCUUGCAGUACGAGGUUGAUCGUUUUGUGUAUUGAAGCGACUCCAGUGAAUACGGUGAGAAGAAAAAAACGUUCAAAAUACCGCGUAUCUGACAAAAUACGCUUCCUGAAUGACAUCGAAGAUAUAAAUAAUACUAGAAACUCGUUA